Messenger RNA from Harpia harpyja (harpy eagle), 2413 nucleotides. It is a transcript of the gene MAB21L1, whose product is annotated as mab-21 like 1. The record is from RefSeq and is a predicted model, not a curated record. NCBI's taxonomy places the organism in Eukaryota, Metazoa, Chordata, Aves, Accipitriformes, Accipitridae. Bases 1082 to 2161 code for a protein of 359 amino acids. The transcript has a single exon.
CAACUUCUGGCUUGCAGUUAGAGGCAACUAUCAGGAGGAAAGGACGGCGGGAUGUGCCGCCGAGUGUGAGUUAAUGAAUUUACGCCUCUGCUCCUGCCGGAGCGAGCCCGGUCUGUCGCUCCCUAGUUGCUGGACGCCCAUGAAUACACCUGCAUUCGCGUCUCGGCCGUGGGGAGAGGCACGCAGGGAUUCGGUGCGGAGCGGCACGCUUUUGCCAAGUCCUUUCGAAACGGCAAUACCCUUCAAGUUACACCCAAAGGAGAGCGCUUUCUCUUGAUUUCUGAGCGAACGGAUGACCGGGGCGGGUUUUUCUGCCAGUAACCUUCUACCUUUCUAUAUGUGCCUGCGUGUGCGUGUGUGUGUGUGUGUGCCUGUGUAUACAUAUCUAUCUCCCGGAGAGGGAUUAAUUAGCCGGGUUGGAGCUGAAAGAGGCUGCAGUGACGAGCCCAGUGGCGAUUGGCCGCCCGCCUGCCUGGCCCUGCCUUUAUAAUUUCCACACGAGUGCAUCUGGGCUCUUAUACAAACCAACAGCCAGCUUCUUCUGACAUAUACACACACACACACACACACACGGCACUUUUUUCCACCAUCUGAUUAACCACCCCGCGCGCACACACACACGCACACACACAGAGUGAUUACUACGGGAAAACAUAAAUAAAUACGAAGAGGUUUUAUUAUUUUGACUACUGGAAGCCUCGCUGUGUCUCAGUGCAACUUUUGUUUUUCUUGCUGCUGGGGAAGGUGCAGCCCUCGAUGCUUUCCUCUCACUCACGGACCCUUUAAAAAAAGGGGGAGGAAAAAUAUCGCCCCCUCCGGUCCCCCGCCCGCCCCCCCCCCCCGCCUCUCCCCCCCCCCCCCCCCCCCCCCCGCCACACACACUUCAAGACGGCUGAUCUAAAAAAGCAGGAAGAGAGCAUCUGAGGAGCAGCAGCCCCGGCGCAUUUUGAAAAAACAUUUGUUCCAUUUCAGAGUGCGGCAGCCCGUUUCUCCUCUGAAGUUGGCUCCAGCCUUAGCAGCCGCAUUGGAUCCCACAGCCUAUUGCGAGACUCCGGUGUACAAUCCGGAUCUCUGCCCCAACAUGAUCGCGGCCCAGGCCAAGCUGGUGUACCAUCUGAAUAAAUACUACAACGAGAAAUGCCAAGCCAGGAAAGCCGCCAUCGCCAAAACGAUCCGGGAAGUCUGCAAAGUGGUGUCGGACGUGCUGAAGGAGGUGGAGGUGCAGGAGCCUCGCUUCAUCAGCUCCCUGAACGAGAUGGACAAUCGCUACGAGGGGCUGGAAGUCAUCUCCCCCACGGAGUUCGAAGUCGUGCUCUACCUGAACCAAAUGGGGGUUUUCAACUUCGUGGACGACGGCUCCUUGCCGGGCUGCGCGGUGUUAAAGCUGAGCGACGGGCGCAAGCGGAGCAUGUCCCUCUGGGUGGAGUUCAUCACGGCGUCCGGCUACCUCUCCGCUCGCAAAAUCCGCUCCAGGUUCCAGACCCUGGUGGCCCAAGCCGUGGAUAAGUGCAGUUACAGAGACGUGGUAAAGAUGGUGGCGGACACCAGCGAGGUGAAGCUGCGGAUCCGGGACAGGUACGUGGUGCAGAUCACCCCGGCGUUCAAGUGCACGGGCAUCUGGCCGCGGAGCGCUGCCCACUGGCCGCUUCCCCACAUCCCCUGGCCGGGACCCAACCGGGUGGCGGAGGUCAAGGCAGAAGGCUUCAACCUCCUCUCCAAGGAGUGCCACUCGCUGGCCGGCAAGCAGAGCUCGGCCGAGAGCGAUGCCUGGGUGCUGCAGUUCGCCGAAGCCGAGAACAGACUGCAGAUGGGCGGCUGCAGGAAGAAAUGCCUCUCCAUCCUCAAAACCUUACGGGACCGUCACCUGGAGCUGCCGGGCCAGCCCCUGAAUAAUUAUCACAUGAAGACUCUGGUUUCCUACGAAUGCGAAAAGCAUCCCCGCGAAUCGGACUGGGACGAGUCGUGCCUGGGGGACCGGCUCAACGGGAUUUUACUGCAGCUCAUCUCCUGCCUCCAGUGCAGGAGGUGCCCGCACUACUUCUUGCCCAACUUAGACCUCUUUCAGGGCAAACCCCACUCGGCCCUGGAAAACGCGGCCAAACAAACGUGGCGACUGGCUAGGGAGAUACUUACCAACCCGAAAAGUUUGGAGAAACUUUAGAGGGUCGCCGUGACACCGGCCUGACCGAUAGAUCUGCUCAUUUCCCCGCGAAGUUUAAGCUGCCCGUUCGAAAAGUCAAAUCUUUCCACUUGGCAAUGCAAAUAAGGUUCUCUUUUAAAAAGGAAUAUAGCUUAGGCUCUUCACAAAGAACAGCAAAUAAGAACAGCAAGUAUCGUUCCUCUUAUCCUCGUCACAGUUUUGCAGUUCCCCGUGGGAAAAAAAAAAAAAAAAAAGGAGGAAAAAAAAAAGAAA